Molecule: messenger RNA, 1385 nt
Organism: Pundamilia nyererei
Lineage: Eukaryota; Metazoa; Chordata; Actinopteri; Cichliformes; Cichlidae
Exons: 8
Coding region: 1-1221 (406 amino acids)
Source: RefSeq, a predicted model, not a curated record
AUGGCACCCUCUGGUGCCAGAGAACAGCCACCGCAGAAGACCAUCAGCACAGUUGGCUGGCGGCAGCAGCGGCUGUGGGUGUUCGGAUGUCCCACACUGACAGAGAGCCUGAACCUCUCAGCUGCAGCUGAUCUCGGAGCUCCUGCGGAGAACAUGCGGCUCUCGCGGGCACAACCACGGCAGCACCGCGGGGGAGCGGAGGGAAGCCCGGGGACCGCCGGAGAGCAGCUCCGAGAGGGCCUCGAGUAUGUGGAGAUCGCUGCUGUGCUGGAUGGAUGCUGUCGCCUAAAACUAGGAGAUGCACCAAACCCAGGUGUUCUCCUCCCUGCCGUAACGGGGCGCUGUGUCGACAGUUUAACAGAGUUCCCGGUCCACCUCAGACCCCUCCGGAUCCCACCACAACCAGCUCUGAGCCCCCAGAGAAGCACCAAACCUGCUGCCAGCUCACCUCCACCCGAACCUCCACCUGAACCUUCAGACCCGAACCCGACUUCUGCUCAGGCUGAUGGAGAGGAGGACACAAAGGUCCCUGACUCUGGUCCUGCCAAAGCUGUAGGCUUUGGAGGUCAAACUGAAGAGAAUGAUGGAGCUGACAGUGGAGGAGGUGUUUCCAAGCGGUUUCUGACUCGUGAGGAGAACCAAGCCUCCCCAAAAUAUCCCACUGUAAUCCGGUUCGAUCCAGAUCCAGAUGAAGGGCUGACAGCCUCCAAUCAGAGUUCUGAUUCUGAAUCUGAAGCAGAGGAGAGGAGACCAGGCACUUUCGAAAUGCCUCCACCCGAGUUUGAUCCAGGACAGGAUGAGGAGGAUCAGAAUGAGGGGAAGGAGAAAAAGAUGGCGGGAGCAAAAAAGCUGAGCCUGAGAGAGGUCCAGGCAGUGCUGCUGAGAAAGACUCUGUCACAGGGAGGAAGAGGUGACAAGAUGGCCGCCCUGCUGAUGAAGCACAUUGAGAGGGAGACGAAUAAAGUUCACAGUGCAACCUCCCCUUUUAAUGCUUCCUCAUCCUCCUCGCUGAAAACAAGUGUGAAGACGUUCCACACCCAGAAGGGGCAGUACAGCGUCCAUUUCAACACCCUGACAGACCUCAACAAACUUGAAGUUUUCCAGAUACGCUGCCUUCGACAGAUAUUACGAGUAUCACUUCGAGGCCGCCUUCGAAACAAGGACAUCCGACGGAGAUGCGACAACCAACCGCCAAUUGAGGGGCAAAUUCAAAAACGCUGAUUGCGAUGGUUUGGCCAUGUGUGUUGAAUGGAUGGGAGGAGACUACCACAUCAACUCCUCUGGCGUAAACGACCCACCCAGUAGAGAAUCCACCGAACGGCACCGAAGAAAACAUGGCUAAAACAGGUCAAAGAUGACAUCAGGGGCAGAAUAAAUCUUGAUGA